Molecule: messenger RNA, 4649 nt
Organism: Anguilla rostrata (American eel)
Lineage: Eukaryota; Metazoa; Chordata; Actinopteri; Anguilliformes; Anguillidae
Gene: trpc3
Product: transient receptor potential cation channel, subfamily C, member 3
Exons: 12
Coding region: 777-3527 (916 amino acids)
Biological process (GO): calcium ion transmembrane transport; single fertilization; regulation of cytosolic calcium ion concentration
Cellular component (GO): cation channel complex; plasma membrane
Molecular function (GO): inositol 1,4,5 trisphosphate binding; protein binding; store-operated calcium channel activity
Source: RefSeq, a predicted model, not a curated record
CCACAUCCACCUAGACCAUGCCAGACCGUGGCCAGCCACGUGCUACUACAGCAGCCUUUUUCUUUUCAGCUCAGGUUAUUGUGGACAUUCUCCGGAAGACAGACGGGAAGAUCCUGAUGUUCUCUGAACAUCUUCAGGGUCUCUGGGAUGACAUGUGUGAUCUGAGAUAACACCAGUCCAGUAAGGAAUGUGUUUUGUAACCGUGACGCACGGCAUGCUAAUUUUAGUUGGCUGCCCUUUCGUGAUGAAAACGUCAACCAAGUUAAGUGUUUUCGUGUACAUUGUUAAGGUAACACAACGCAGGUAUUCGCUGUGCGUUGGUCGCAUUGUGCCCUUUAAUUUCUAGUACAUUAAAAUGACAAAUGACAAAUUCUAAAAAAAUAUCAAAAUGUGUGUCGGUACGGUACCUACAUGACUUCAAGAAUAUGAACAACCAGACCCAGAAGGAAAGGAAAGCAAAGUUCGCUCUUGCGCUUUGUACUGCAUCUGGAUGCCGUUUGGAAAACGUCUGCCUGAGUCCCCUCUGGUAGUUAAAUCACUCGAAUCGUGAAGAUUAUGGUCGAAUCCAACACUUGACGAGCAUGGGCAGGACUGGACAUCUUCUGCAGUUCACUCCGGGAAGCUGCUGAGCUCCUAGCAUCACCAUUACGCACAGGGAGUUACAUACGGCACCUGCUGGGACGAACGCGCGACCAGUCACUUUCCGGAGCUUAGGACAGCAUACAUAAUUGUAAGACACACUUAUAUAUAUUUGCGAAGGGAAAACGGCUGCCUGAAUGUCAACAAAAAGCAGAAAGUAUCAAAAACGCGUGUCCUUCUCGGAAGAUGAAAAUGAGAAAGACUGGAAAGAAGAGAACGGUGGCGUGGAUGCGCAUUUCAUAAAAUCCGUGAAAACGGUCCAAGAUUCGUCUGGAUAUUACCACCAUAACAUCGGUGACACGGACAACCCGGCGCAGCGGCGUCACGGCGUGAUGCGGGAGAAGGGGCGUCGCCAGGCGGUGCGCGGCCCGGCGUUCAUGUUCAACGACCGCGGCACCAGCCUGACGGCGGAGGAGGAGCGCUUCCUGGACGCGGCCGAGUACGGCAACAUCCCCGUGGUGCGCAAGAUGCUGGACGAGUCGCCCACCCUCAACGUCAACAGCGUGGACUACAUGGGCCAGAAUGCACUGCAGCUGGCGGUGGGCAACGAGCACCUGGAGGUGACCGAGCUGCUCCUGAAGAAGGACAACCUGGCGCGCAUCGGCGACGCCCUCCUGCUGGGCAUCAGCAAGGGGUACGUGCGCAUCGUGGAGGCCAUCCUCAACCACCCGUCCUUCGCCGCCGGCGAGCGCCUCACCCAGAGCCCCUGCCAGCUGCAGGACGACGACUUCUACUCCUACGACGAGGACGGCACGCGCUUCUCGCCCGACAUCACGCCCGUCAUCCUGGCCGCGCACUGCCAGAAGUACGAGGUGGUGCACAUGCUGCUGACCAAGGGCGCGCGCAUCGAGCGGCCGCACGACUACUUCUGCAAGUGCGCCGACUGCACCGAGAAGCAGCGCAAGGACUCCUUCAGCCACUCCCGCUCGCGCAUCAACGCCUACCGCGGCCUGGCCAGCCCCGCCUACCUCUCGCUGUCCAGCGAGGACCCCGUCCUCACCGCCCUGGAGCUCAGCAACGAGCUGGCCAAGCUGGCCAACAUCGAGAAGGAGUUCAAGAACGACUAUCGCAAGCUGUCCAUGCAGUGCAAGGACUUUGUGGUGGGGGUGCUGGACCUGUGCAGGGACUCGGAGGAGGUGGAGGCCAUCUUGAACGGCGACGUGAGCCUGGAGCUGCAGCAGGGCCAGACCCACAGGGCCCUCCUCAGCCGCGUCAAGAUGGCCAUCAAGUACGAGGUCAAAAAGUUUGUUGCUCAUCCCAACUGCCAGCAGCAGCUUCUCACCAUCUGGUAUGAGAACCUGACAGGCCUCAGGGAGCAAGCCAUCGCGGUCAAGUGUCUGGUGGUCCUGGCGGUGGCUCUGGGCCUGCCGCUUCUGGCUGUCUGCUAUUGGUUCGCACCCUGCAGUAAGCUGGGGAGGAUCCUGCGCAGCCCCUUCAUGAAGUUUGUGGCCCACGCCGCCUCCUUCAUCAUCUUCCUCUGCCUCCUGGUGUUCAACGCCUCGGACCGCUUCGAGGGGAUCAGCACCAUGCCCAACGUAACCGUCACGGACUACCCCACCCAGAUCUUCCGGGUCAAGACCACACGCUUCAGCUGGACCGAGAUCCUCAUCAUGGUGUGGGUGGCAGGGAUGAUGUGGUCGGAGUGUAAGGAGCUGUGGAUGGAGGGCCCCAGGGAGUACAUCCUGCAGCUGUGGAACGUUCUGGACUUCGGCAUGCUCUCCAUCUUCAUCGCCGCCUUCACCGCCCGCUUCCUGGCCUUCCUCCAGGCUACCAAGGCCCAGCAGUACGUAGACGAGAAGAUCCACGCCAACGACCUCUCCCUGGUGACCCUCCCGCCAGACAUAGAGUACUUUACCUACGCGAGGGAUAAGUGGCUGCCCUCGGACCCCCAGCUGAUCUCCGAGGGUCUGUACGCCAUCGCUGUGGUGCUGAGCUUCUCACGCAUCGCCUACAUCCUGCCGGCCAAUGAGAGCUUCGGACCCCUGCAGAUCUCUCUGGGACGAACCGUCAAGGACAUCUUCAAGUUCAUGGUGCUCUUCAUCAUGGUGUUCCUCGCCUUCAUGAUUGGCAUGUUCAUACUGUACUCCUAUUACCUGGGAGCCAAGGUCAACCCCGCCUUUACCACGGUUGAGGAGAGUUUUAAGACGCUGUUCUGGUCUAUAUUUGGGCUGUCUGAAGUGUCGUCCGUGGUGCUGAAGUACGACCACAAGUUCAUAGAGAACAUUGGCUACGUGCUCUAUGGGAUUUACAACGUCACAAUGGUGGUGGUGCUGCUCAAUAUGCUGAUCGCCAUGAUCAACAGCUCCUACCAAGAGAUCGAGGACGACUCGGACGUGGAGUGGAAGUUCGCUCGCACCAAGCUGUGGCUGUCCUACUUUGACAACGGGAAGACCCUGCCGCCCCCGUACAGCCUCGUCCCCAGCCCCAAAUCCUUCUUCCAGUGCGUCAGGCGGGUCGUCGGCCUGUUCCGCUGCAAGAAGCAGAGGCUGAGGAAGGACCUGGAGCUCGGGACGGACAGCUCCAAGUCCAAGCUGAACCUCUUCUCCCAGUCGAACCUGCGCAUUUCAGAGUCCCAAAGCUUCAACAGCAUCCUGAACCAGCCCACACGCCAUCAGCCUACAGAGACUGCAGAAGGAAGGCAGGAGCUGACCAUCUUUCAAUCUCAACAGCAAAUAAUGAAGAGACUCAUCAAGCGCUACGUGCUGAAAGCACAGGUUGACAAAGAAAAUGAUGAGGUCAAUGAAGGGGAGCUGAAGGAGAUCAAACAGGACAUCUCCAGCCUUCGCUACGAACUCCUGGAGGACAAGUCCCAGGCAACGGCGGAGCUGUCUCAGCUCAUACAGAAACUCGGGGACAAGCUGAAAGCCACGGCGACGCGUUGCCAGUGACGACGCCGGCUGAGCGGAAAGGAACGUCGACCAAAGCAGCUAAAAACCCCCAAACCUGCUGAUUCGCCGAGACAGCGGGUUCACAUUCUGUGGACAGGGCAAGGAGGGGAUCAGGCAGCCAAACCGGACAGGACUAUAGUAGCUUCUUAACCAGUAAAAUCAGUGUAGCCUAGCUUCUUUUUCGGAGAGCGACUUAUUUAUGCAUUUAAAAAAAAAAUCGCUCUCUGUGGAUAAACUGCCUGCGAUAUACAGGGUUAUGUACAACAGUGUAAAUCUGAUGUUAAAUAGCACAAAUUAUGGCAAUAAGAAAUGCUACUGAACUCUUUGAAACUUAGUCUUGCUUUGUGGGUCACUUAAAUGCCCAUUUUAAGCAAUUUACAUGGCACAUGCCUCAAUAUUUUCUUUUUUAGGCAACCUCCUACCUUGUAGCCUUUCCAAGGUACAGUAACAGUAACAGUUUAGAUUACAGUGGCCUUCACUUAAAAGAUAGGGCUUCUUGCUUCCUAUAUAUGUAUCUUUUACUUACAAAUAUAAUUACCUCUACCUGUACACUUGUUAUUCAUUGACAGUAUUAUUUUUUUAUUUCACAGGAACCAUAGUACCUUUAUUAAUUAUUUUAUCCAGUUACUGUAAUUGUGUAUGUUUAUGAACAAUUAAUAUAAGUUUUGAGUUUGAGGAAUAUUGUGAGGUACAAAAUAUGUAUAUGUACGGACUGAAUAAUUUCCAUUUUCAUUUUUGUUAUUGAAUAUUUGAACUUUACCCAAACAAGAACUGCUGCCUGUGUUUUAAAACAAUGCAACAUUCUGUACAUAACUUUGGCCUCUUUAAUUCUUGUGUACCUAUAUUUGAAGUGGCAUAGUUUUGUGAAACUAUGCAUAAAUUACUGUCAUGUUUCUCUCAUGAAACUGCAUACAUUACUGUCAUGUUUCUCCCUUUUUAAGAUCAAUUUCUUUAUUUUUUUUAAAAUUAUGCAUAAGUACAAUGUAUCAUGCCGGACCAAUAGUUUCAUAUGUAUGUACUAUGCAGGGUAAAUAUUUGAUUUUGUUUUUCAAUGUUAAUAUGGGUAAACAUCCAAAAUAUGAAUGCUGGGCAAAUAACUUUGCAAUAAAUAGUUUUAUAUUA